Messenger RNA from Theobroma cacao (cacao), 1276 nucleotides. RefSeq names its product NmrA-like negative transcriptional regulator family protein. The record is from RefSeq and is a predicted model, not a curated record. Lineage: Eukaryota; Viridiplantae; Streptophyta; Magnoliopsida; Malvales; Malvaceae. Gene Ontology annotation, molecular function: oxidoreductase activity.
UUCAAUUGUUCACUUACACUUGCAAACGGUAUCGUUUGAUCGAAGGGUUCCCCACUUCCCAGUCCCACGCUGCCCAUUCGAAGUGAAGGGGACAGAGAAGACGAAGGAUGGAGGAGAAGAGCAGGGUCCUGAUAAUAGGAGCAACGGGAAGAUUAGGUUGCCAUUUAGCCAAAUUUAGUCUCCAACAUGGUCACCCCACUUUUAUUCUUAUCAGAGACUCCUCUUUAACUGAUCCAAACAAAGUUCAAAAACUCAACUUUCUUCUAACUGCUGGUGCUAUUCCCCUCAAGGGUUCACUUGAAGAUGAGAAGAGUCUCGUGGAAGCAGUGAAGCGAAUGGAUGUAGUUAUCUGUUCAAUCCCAUCAAAACAGGCUCUUGACCAGAAACUACUCAUCCAGGUUAUUAAAGAAUCUGGGUGCAUUAAGAAGUUCAUUCCAUCCGAAUUCGGUGUAGAUCCUGACAAAAUUCAGAUAUCUGACCUGGACCAUCAAUUCUAUUCUCGAAAAGCUGAGGUUAGGCGCCUUGUAGAAGCUGAAGGCAUUCCUUAUACUUACAUUUGCUGCAACCUUUUGAUGAGUUAUUUACUUCCAUGGCUAGCUCAACCUGGCUUAAAGGUUCCCCCAAAGGACAAGGUCACUAUUUUUGGAGAUGGAAAUGCUAAAGCUGUCUUCGUGAAGGAUAUUGAUGUUGCUGCUUUCACCAUCAGUGCCAUAGACGAUCCCAGAACACUUAAUAAGACUUUGUAUCUGAGACCCCCUGGAAAUGUAUACUCCAUGAAUGAGCUGGUAGCUAUUUGGGAGAAUAAAAUUGCUAAGAAACUUGAGAAGAUUUAUGUGCCCGAAGAGGAGCUUCUUAAAAAAAUCAAAGAGACUCCUUACCCAGACAACAUGGAGAUGAUAUUCAUAUAUUCUGCCUUUGUAAAGGGAGAUCAUACGUACUUCAAUAUCGAGGCUGCUGGAGUUGAUGGUACACAACUGUACCCACACUUGAAAUACACUACAGUCAGCGAGCAUUUAGACACUCUACUGUGAGAAUUAUGACUUGUACGCCACACUUUUUAUAUGGUGAAUAGAUUCAGAAGGGUUGGAGCUUUUGAUUUCUAGAGAAGAAGAAAGGCAAUGUCAAGGAAUUUCUGGCAAAUUUUUCGGUACUAUUAUGUAACAAAACCUGUCAUCAAUUUGGUUGAGAUUAUCGAAGAUGUUUAAACUGUCCUUUUGAGUUCUGAUCAAAAGGGACUAGAGCUGGAAAAACUCUUGGGAGUUUUCUUUAUCUUGAA